CUGGCUCUCAGUGACAGCUCAGACAAUAUGCUUGUGAGACACACAGGAGUAAAUCCCCAAGAGUCUUCGCACACACUCAUGGUUGAGAUGGUUCACUGAAAACUGACCCUCUGAGGACGGACUUAUUCUCUGUGUGGACCCUGAACACAACUGCUUCACAAACAUGAACAAACUUGCAAAGGCUCUGUAUGACAACACUGCAGAGUGUCCAGAUGAGUUGGCCUUCAGAAAAGGCGACAUCGUCACGGUAAUGGAUCAAAACGUGGCCGGCACAAGUGGAUGGUGGAUGUGCUCUCUUUAUGGACGUCAUGGCCUGGCCCCUGCAAACAGACUGCAGCUUUUACCACAAACUAGAACCAUAAGCCAUGUCACAGAAAAACCCAAAUUAAUUGAUGCUACAACUGGUGACAGUGUGCAAAAUAUCUACCAGAUCCCGAGUGUACCCCGGCCCUGCAGCAGCCCUGCUUAUGAACGCAUGGACAUGAUCUACAAGGUCCCAUCCACUCCUGUAUCAGCUUCAAAGAGUCCAGUCUCUUCAGCACUUAAGCACAGCACAGAAGGACCUGAGCCUUCAUUCUUGAGCAUGGGGUCCAGUCCAAAAGGGGAGGUUUACGAUGUUCCGAGCCAAGGAAGACGUGCUUCUCUUUUCAAUGCAUCAACAACUCCAAGACAUAUGCCACGAACACACUCACUGCUUCCAAUUUCGGAACUGGAGAAAAGAUUGGACUCUCUGGAGAGUUCAAGGUGUAGCAGUCCAGGAGACACUUACGUAUAUGCAGUUCCACCACCUUUGCCUCAGGACCCAAACUAUGACAUCCCUGUUCCCUCAACCACAGACGCCCAACAGAAAAUGAUCGCUGGAUACAGUACCCUUCCCAACCCCCGCAAGCCUGAGUGGAUUUAUGAUGUGCCAGUGGGUCCUGAGAAACAAAGUCCACCCCAAGGCUCCUAUGACAUAUUGCCCUCCAAAACUGUUUGUAGGGACCUCUAUGACACUCUUCCAGUACAUGCUCGGACCAUUCAAAGAGGAAGUCCAGCUCCCUUGCUUUAUGAUAUACCAAAACCCAGUUCACCACCCAAAGUGCUGCCAAGGGCCCCAAUUUAUGACAAGCCCCCAACUCAGAGGCACACAGAGGAGUCAGUUUAUGUGGUUCCACCCCAGGAGGACCCCCUCACCCGAGUUCUCAGUGAUUCCACCAGUGAUCAUAUACCCCUAGAGUGCAGGCGCGACUCAAACAAUGCUCAUGAACUCAAAAGGGUGCGUCUGCAGAGAAUGAGAAACUUCCUGGCUUGUACGUCUUUUCGUGAUCUUCCAGGAAGUGGGGAGUCACUGGCGCAGGAGGAUGACGAGCGACGUAGAACCAUACGCCUCUCUGCAGCAGACAGUCAAAGAAUCAGCACUGCCUCCAGCUCCUCCACCAGCUCCUGUGACUCUCUGGCUCUGAGCUCCUCCUCUCCUGAGCCCCUGCGAGAAGUGACUGUCAGCCAGGACGAGGCCUGCCGCAGACUUCUGGACCUACAGGAGUCCGUUUGCAAGGCUGUUCCCCGUCUCAUGGACUUUGUCAGCAGUCACUGGAGGAGUAAAGGACAUCUUGAGAAACACCUGAAGGAGAUCAAAGAGGCAGCAGAUGGGAUUGCAUGUUCUUUGACAUCCUUCCUAAACUUUGCCCUGGACGUUAAGGGCAAUGCCCACCGUUUGACCGAUGCCAACCUUCAGACGAGGCUCUGUAAACAGCUGUCCAUCGUAGAAGACUCAGGCGUCAUCCUACAACAAACAGUAAGUGCUCUCAACAUCGCUGGCUGGCCCCUUAACACACUCUGUCAAGAUCUGGGGCAAGUCCAGACACCUGACCAACUGGAGCGCUUUGUUAUGGUGGCACGCACUGUCCCAGAGGACGUCAAGCGCCUGGUGUCCAUCAUCAAUGCCAAUGGCAAGCUUCUGUUCAGAGCCCCUCAGAAAGACCCAGAACCUCUUGUCACCACAGGUCAGCCAGACACAAAGAAAAGUCCUGAUGGAGGCGAAGAAGGAGGGGACAUAGUAGAGGAUGACAAUGACUAUGUAGAGCUACAGACUAAGACUGAUUUUGAAAAGCAGAAAAAAGUGCAAAAUGAGCCAAAAGAAAAUGUCACACCAGUCUCUAACAAGGUGCAGGCUGAUAACAAGUGCCACUCCUCUGAGUCCAGCACCGGCACAGAAGAACAUCCACCAUCCUCCCUGUCAGAGCACUGCAGGCUUUACUUUGGCGCUCUUCAGAAGGCCAUCGGGGGAUUUGUGGACAGCCUUCGAGAUGGCCAGCCACCAGAAAAUUUCAUCCGGCAAAGUAAGCUGGUGAUCAUGGUGGGCCAGAGACUGGUGGACACCUUGUGCAGGGAGGCCCAACAUGGAGAGUCCAGCCGGAGCCUUCUGUGUAAGAGCAACCACCUGUGUGCUCUCCUGAAGCAACUGGCCGUGGCCACCAAGAAGGCGGCGCUGCACUUCCCAGAUACGCAAGCUCUGCAUGAGGCUCAAGAGUUUGCUAAGGAACUGGCCCAAAGAGCACAGCACUUUCGGAAAUCACUUGAUGUGUGAGAGCGCGCACAUCAAGCAUAUUGAUUUGUUUCUACAGCAAAAGACAUUGGUUCAUUUAUUGGCCAUUGAUCAGUUUCCUUUUUCAUUCAUUUCAUAUUUUCAUAAUUACGUUCAAGCUUCACUAGCCAAAAAGAUUAUUGCUUUUUGCUGAAUGUUGUUUAUAAAAUGAAUGCAGGUACUGGUUAAAAUGUCAGUGAUGAUAGAAAAUGCCACUGGGAAUUCAAAUAUGGAGCUGUAUUUGUACUAAAAUAAAAGACUUCAACAGAGUGGACUUCCAAAAUAAAUUGCACAUUAGUAUACUGUACUGAAGCCAAUUUUAAAAAGCAAUUUUAAAUAUAAAGUAUAAAAUAUAAUUUGUUUUAUAUAAUUUACAAUUUUAUAUUCUCUGAAUAGUGUUUGUUAUGUAGAUGUUUUGUUCAUUUUAUUACUUUAUUACUAAGAUGUAUACUCUCCAGGGUAGUAGUUUGAUACUUUUUGUGAAUAUCUAUGUAAAUAUUCCCCAAAAUAUUGUUAUGCAUUCCCAAACUUUUCUUGACAGAAGACACAUGUUGGAUUUUUAUUGAUAUUAAAAUUAUAAACUGAAAA
Dicentrarchus labrax (European seabass) is the source of this 3154-nucleotide messenger RNA. It is a transcript of the gene cass4, whose product is annotated as Cas scaffold protein family member 4. The coding region runs from base 164 to 2569 and encodes 801 amino acids. Gene Ontology annotation, molecular function: protein binding. Gene Ontology annotation, biological process: cell migration; cell surface receptor protein tyrosine kinase signaling pathway. The transcript has 7 exons. Gene Ontology annotation, cellular component: cytoplasm; plasma membrane. NCBI's taxonomy places the organism in Eukaryota, Metazoa, Chordata, Actinopteri, Moronidae. The record is from RefSeq and is a predicted model, not a curated record.